This is a messenger RNA of Rhagoletis pomonella (apple maggot), 927 nucleotides long. RefSeq lists its product as uncharacterized. The record is from RefSeq and is a predicted model, not a curated record. Lineage: Eukaryota; Metazoa; Arthropoda; Insecta; Diptera; Tephritidae. The transcript has a single exon. Bases 1 to 927 code for a protein of 308 amino acids.
AUGUACCAGAAGGCGCUGUAUAUGUUAAAUAAAAUUGACAAAAAUGCAGCGGCCGGUACGGUACAUGAGCGUGACGAGGAAGACAAGGCAAAAUACAUGCAAAUAGUGGAAGAGUACGAAAAGUUACAGACAGAUCGUGCAGCCACAAUCGAGGCCACCGAAGCAAAGAAACGGAACCGCUUUCAUAAUGAAGGCGGCCAAGGGGCCAUUACAAAGAAGGCUAAGCAAGGAGGUGAUGCGGAGUCCGCAGCACCCGCGAAGCAUCGCUAUUUUAGUGACGUCGCCAGAGAUCACCUACAGGCGGCGAUAAUAGAUGAAAAUAGCAAGACACCGCUGGCAGUGCAACAAAAAUGGGUGGAGAUUGAUGUGAGGCUGUCGAGCCUCGUAAUGAACUACGUACUCGACAACCCCGAAGGUCCUCACCCAGAGUUCGACUCGUCGGAACCCCUACGGGGAUACCGGGUAGUCAAGUGCGCGAGCCAGUUCUCCCUGGAUUUCCUUGCUGGAUGCGUCGCUAAGAUCAGCGACACUUUUGUCGGCUUGAAGCUCAAGCUGAUCCCAGCUAAGGACAUUCCAAGGAGACCACGUGCGCGCAUUUGGCUGCCUCCGAUGGAUGAACCAGGCGAAAAGUUGCUGCGGUGUCUUAAGCUGCAUAAUAAAGACAUACCGGCGAUGGAGGAAUGGGAGCUUAUAAAGGUUGAAGAGCCAAGAAGGCCUACAAAUAAGCCCAUUCUGCUAGCUAUUUGCGCAGAAUCACUAGACGCCUUAGAGAAGGCUGACUAUCGGCUCGGCUUCGGUAUCCGUAAGGCUAGAGUGCGGGUAUUCCUCGGAGAGGUUAGCCCGGUAGAAGAAGAUCCCGGGGUUGAUGGAGCUGGUGAGCUUCUCAUGGGUGUGAAGCUGACAGAUGACCCUGAACCAGAAACUUAA